Spodoptera litura is the source of this 1523-nucleotide messenger RNA. RefSeq lists its product as uncharacterized. Gene Ontology annotation, molecular function: chitin binding. The record is from RefSeq and is a predicted model, not a curated record. NCBI's taxonomy places the organism in Eukaryota, Metazoa, Arthropoda, Insecta, Lepidoptera, Noctuidae. Gene Ontology annotation, cellular component: extracellular region.
AGUCAGAAUUCAAAAUCAUCUAUUUCAAUUAGACCAGGAACACACUGUUGAACUUCAAAACAAAAAAAUUAAUAAAAAACAUUCAGUCUGUUGGUCAGUCUUCUAGUAAAUGAAUUUGCUCGUUCCAACGUGUAGAGUCCUAUGGAGAAGAACGAGCAAGAAACUCCAUAGGUAACUCCAUAGCUUCUUCAAUCAGGUUCACAGUACAAUUCUUGGUUCCAUUGUUUCAUUGGUACUUCUUUCUAGUGAUUAUGUUCGUUCAUGGGACAAUAUAAAGGUUUGUUUCCGCCAGAAACAUCUGAAAAAAUGUAAUAGCUAAACUCACAUUUCACUCAUAGGGAACCUGAGACAAUUGUAAAAAACCGAGCACAUACCAAACCAACAUAGAUAAGUACGUUUAUCUAUUUGUUUACCAAAAUAUGUAGCACAUUUGUCUGUCACCUACUUUAAUGCCCCAUGCAAUGAUUUACCGUUAAAACACAUUUUUAUAUCAAUAUAACUAUGGCAGUGUCACCCAUUUCUCUACAUUGCUCAGAGGUGUUAAAUACGCUAAGUGACUCCUAACUCGAGAGUAUAAAGAAAACAGUUACUAUCCGGUAGUCGUAUUUCGAACUUCACGAAAGCAACAUAAAGUUAGUGGUCCAAAAUGUUCAGUACAGACCUUCUAAGAGUUUUAUUAGUGAUAUCAAUUUACGCAAGUUCUACAACUGCGUACUACAUCAACCAAAAUUAUGAUUGUGGCGAGUUUGGAUUUACUUGCGAACGAAACAACAGAGUGAGAAUAUGCGACGGGAAUAAGUUAGUCGGUCCGACAUUCAUUUGCCCCCCCGGAACAUUCUGUAACGAGGAAUCCACAGCGGUCUGUGAAGAUGCCAUCAACUACAUUGACCCAGCUUUAACAAGAAGACUUCGAUGCCACAGAAAUGAAAGGAUCGCUAAUCCCAACGUACCUGGAUGCAAAGGAUACAUCCUCUGCGUCUCCAACGGCAACAGAUUCCAAGGCAUUAACUUGAAGUGUUCUGGCAACACCAUUUUUAAUGGUUUUACCCGAUCCUGUACUUCACCUCAAAAAUACAAGUGCCCUGUGGUCAAUUCGACCAAAUCGAAUCCUGAAUUCUAUGGAUCCGACCUAACUAGAAAAGAUCCGUCCUACAAUGACGAUAAGCCAAGUAUGAGUUUGAACAAUCGGUUUUCGGGUCAACGACCUACAUCAAUAGAGUGCAAGAAUUACAAGUUUAGAGUAACACAAGACGACACUCCAAACGGUGUGACGUACUUCUGUCCUCCUCGACCUGUGAGGGGUGAAUCCUCAAUACGAUGCACGAUAUUUUCUAACAACUUCUGUGUAACAUUAGAAAGAGACGACGAGGAUCAAUUUGUAGAUAACGGUGCACCAUACCGAAGACCAAGAAUGUAAACCAAUAUGUCAUCUAUUGAAAAUACUAUAAAGACUGAAUACUUACUUGCAUGGGGUCAAAAAUAAAAGAUCUGAAUUUAUGUAAAUGUAAAUUGUACACAGGUAC